Messenger RNA from Bradysia coprophila, 1677 nucleotides. RefSeq names its product differentially expressed in FDCP 8 homolog (gene DEF8). The record is from RefSeq and is a predicted model, not a curated record. NCBI's taxonomy places the organism in Eukaryota, Metazoa, Arthropoda, Insecta, Diptera, Sciaridae.
AGCUUUGACAGCCAAAACAUUUCCCCUAUCAUUACGAACGAAAAUGCACUUUACUUUGUUUUGUUUUGAUUGCUGUUCAAUGAAUUUUUGAAGCAAAAUGCACAGUUUACGUGGUAGUUUGUCCAAUAUUCCAAGUACAUUUAACAAUAUAAUUCAAAAUCUACCAGCGCUGGCACGCAAUAAUCUAGACAAUACAGUUAGCAAUUCGUCAACAUCGUCUUUGUCUGGAGAGGAUUCAGAGAAGUCACAGGCGAUUCCGAAUUCUUUGAUAACUGAGCAAUGGCAGUUGAUCUUAGGACAGAAUGCAUCAGUUGACGAUUUGGAAUCAGCAAUAUCGAGAUGUAAAGAGCUCGUACUGGGAACGGAUGAAUGCAGUUUCGAACGGAAAUGGUUAGUCCGACACCUGGUUGAACUGCGAUUUCGUCGCAACGAAUUGAGAGACAUGCUAGACGAUCCAAAUACCAAGGUCAACGAUAGCAAUGUAACGAAAGUGAUUCUCGGUCAUCACUUUAUCCGUAAUCUAAAGCACACGCCGACGUCGCGACAGUUCUGUGAUCACUGUUCAGGUAUCAUUUGGAGUGUAGUCCAAGCGUCAUAUAUCUGCCAGGAUUGUUCGUUUCGGGUCCAUCACAAGUGCGUACAAUUCGUUAUUCGAAUAUGCGCCCAUGUUAUAGCGUCAGAACGUAACGGCACUAUCGAGGAUAUUUGUCCAGAAGUUGGUCUAGCCAUUCAGGGAUACAAAUGCGCCGAAUGUGAAGUCCCUCUGAAUUUCAUUGGUGUAUCUGAUGGCAUCAGUGAUUGUUUUGGAAAACAACAAAAAUCAGAAAAUCGUUGGAUUGAGCCCCGUAAAUGUGACUACACAGGAUUGUACUACUGUCCAACUUGCCACUGGAACGAUACAACCAUAGUACCCGCUCGGAUAGUUCACAAUUGGGAUUUUACCCCACAAAAAGUAUGCCGUGCCUCAUUACAAGAAUUGAAUUUGAUCUUUGAACGUCCGAUCAUCGAUCUGGAACAGCGUAAUGCGAAACUGUACAUUUUCGUGCAAAAUUUGAGUUUGAUCCAUAAAAUGCGUGAGAAUUUGAAUGAAAUGCGCAAAUAUUUGAACGAAUGCCGGUUCGCUGCCACGGACAAAUUGGUCGAAUCAAGUGUUGGCACUAAACGCUACCUAGUACAGUCAACCAAACUUUAUAGCAUAAGUGACUUAGCAUCCAUAGAUAGUGGCGUGAUAGUCGACUUUCUUAAUAAGGUCUAUCAUACGUUCGAUAAGCACAUCCGCACCUGUGAUAUUUGUACAGGAAAAGGUUACUUAUGCGAAAUUUGCAGCAAUAACGAAGUCAUAUAUCCCUAUGACGAUGCGGCCGUACGUUGUGUAAAGUGCACGGUUAUAUUUCAUCGAGCAUGUUGGAUACGAAAAUCAAACAAAUGUCCCAAGUGCAUUCGAAUUGAAGAGCGAAAAUUGAAAGUGGUCGAAGAGGAAACGGACGGGGUUGAGUGAGUGGUGGUGGUACUGCCGACUCCAAUUUUUAUCCUGUCGUAUUGUACGAGAAAUUUUCUAUGAAUUAACCAACGACGAUUAAUAAAGUGCCAUUCGAACGAAACCAAGUUGACAGGGUGACAAAAAUGCAAGAACAUUUUUUACUUUUUCAAAUAAAUUUUAAUUCGAAACUCUACAAA